This is a messenger RNA of Dryobates pubescens (Downy woodpecker), 7562 nucleotides long. RefSeq names its product acetyl-CoA carboxylase beta (gene ACACB). The coding region runs from base 90 to 7232 and encodes 2380 amino acids. The transcript is spliced from 53 exons. Gene Ontology annotation, molecular function: ATP binding; acetyl-CoA carboxylase activity; metal ion binding. Lineage: Eukaryota; Metazoa; Chordata; Aves; Piciformes; Picidae. The record is from RefSeq and is a predicted model, not a curated record. Gene Ontology annotation, biological process: fatty acid biosynthetic process.
CUGGGACAGAGAAGGGGGGGACCCACAGGGCUCUGCACUCAUGGUGAGUGGCCAGGGCUAAAGGAGCAUGGGAGGCUGUGGGCAGGUGAAUGCUGCUGGCCAUCCUGCUCCUGCUGCUCCUGCUGCUGCUGGUCUGUGCCAAAAUGUCCAACCCUCAGCCUAAAAAGGAGGCGAAGCUGGAGCAGCCCCCAGGGGAGCAGCCAGCAGCUGACGUUGUAACCAAGACCCCGGCCUGUCCAAAGCCCCUAGCCCCCACCAGCCCACCCCGGGCUGGCAGGUCCGUGGAGCAGGAGCUGAUCGCUGUCUACAACCCUGCCGCCCUCCGGCGGCCGUCGCUGGCCAAGUUCGUGCUGGGCUCCUUUGAGGACAACAACUCCGACGAUGAGCUGGUGGCCACAGCCUUCAGGGUGGGCAGCAGGCGCAGCAGCCUGGCCGGGGCAGGGGGCACCAGCACCGAGCCCCCUACCACGACUGCCCAGUCGGAGCCCCCCACUGGCAUGAGGCCCAGCAUGUCCGGGCUGCACCUGCUGAAGCGUGGCCGUGAGCACCGGAAGAUGGACCUGCAGCGGGACUUCACCGUCGCCUCGCCCGCAGAGUUCGUCACCCGCUUCGGGGGCAACCGCCUCAUCGAGAAGGUGCUCAUUGCCAACAACGGCAUCGCGGCGGUCAAGUGCAUGCGCUCCAUCCGCCGCUGGGCCUACGAGAUGUUCCGCAACGAGCGCGCCGUCCGCUUCGUCGUCAUGGUCACCCCCGAGGACCUCAAGGCUAACGCAGAGUACAUCAAGAUGGCAGAUCACUACGUGCCCGUCCCCGGUGGGGCCAACAACAACAACUACGCCAACGUGGAGCUGAUCGUGGACAUAUCCAAACGCAUCCCAGUCCAGGCGGUGUGGGCUGGCUGGGGACAUGCCUCAGAGAACCCCAAGCUGCCAGAGCUGCUGCAGAAGAAUGGGAUAGCAUUCCUGGGUCCCCCCAGUGAUGCCAUGUGGGCUCUGGGGGACAAAGUGGCCUCCACCAUCGUGGCUCAGACAGUUGAGAUCCCCACGCUGCCAUGGAGCGGGAGCGGUCUGGUUGCCCAGUGGUGUGAAGAGGACCAGAAGCAUCAGCAGAUGAUCAGCAUCCCCCUCGAGACAUACGCAAAAGGCUGCGUGAAGGAUGUGGAGGAAGGCUUGGAGGUGGCCCAGAAGAUUGGCUACCCACUGAUGAUCAAGGCAGCAGAAGGUGGUGGGGGCAAAGGCAUCCGAAAAGUGGAGGCAGCAGAAGAAUUUGGCACCUGCUUCCGACAGGUGCAGGCGGAGGCGCCGGGGUCCCCUCUCUUCCUGAUGAAGCUGGCGGAGCACGCCCGGCACCUGGAGGUGCAGGUGCUGGCCGACGAGUACGGCAGCGCCAUCUCCCUCUUCGGCCGCGACUGCUCCGUCCAGCGCCGCCACCAGAAGAUCAUCGAGGAGGCGCCCACCGCCAUCGCGCCCCCCGCCGUCAUCGAGCGGAUGGAGCAGUGUGCAGUCCACCUGGCCCAGAUGGUUGGCUACGUGAGCACAGGCACCGUUGAGUACCUCUACAGCAAGGAUGGGAACUUCCACUUCCUGGAGCUGAACCCACGCCUGCAGGUGGAACACCCUUGCACAGAGAUGAUUGCAGAUGUGAACCUCCCUGCUGCCCAGCUCCAGAUUGCCAUGGGCAUCCCCUUGCACAGGAUCAAGGACAUCCGGGUGCUGUACGGGGAGAGCCCCUGGGGGGACACCCCCAUCUGCUUCCACAGCCCUGCCAACCCCCCCGUGCCCAGGGGCCACGUCAUCGCUGCCCGCAUCACCAGCGAGAACCCCGAGGAGGGUUUCAAGCCCAGCUCGGGGACGGUGCAGGAGCUGAACUUCCGCAGCAGCAAGAACGUCUGGGGGUACUUCAGCGUGGCAGCUGCCGGGGGGCUGCACGAGUUCGCCGACUCCCAGUUCGGGCACUGCUUCUCCUGGGGAGAGAACCGGGAGGAGGCCAUCUCGAACAUGGUGGUGGCCCUGAAGGAGCUGUCUAUCCGUGGGGACUUCCGCACCACCGUGGAGUAUCUGAUCAAGCUGCUGGAGACAGAGAGCUUCCAGAACAACGAGACAGACACGGGGUGGUUGGACCACCUGAUCGCCGAGAAAGUGCAGGCAGAGAAGCCAGACACGAUGCUGGGUGUCGUCUGUGGUGCCCUCAGCGUCGCAGAUGCUGCCUUCAGGACCUGCAUGACCGAGUUCCUGCACUCGCUGGAGAGGGGGCAGGUGCAGCCAGCAGACUCCUUGCUGAACAUUGUUGACGUGGAGCUCAUCUAUGAGGGUGUGAAGUACAUUCUCCAGGUUGCCCGCCAGUCCCCGACGACGUACGUGGUGAUCAUGAACCGCACGCACAUCGAGAUAGACGUGCACCGGCUCAACGAUGGGGGGCUGCUGCUCUCCUACGGGGGCAACAGCCACACCACCUACAUGAAGGAGGAGAUUGACAGGUACCGGCUCACGAUUGGCAACAAGACGUGUGACUUUGAGAAGGAGAAGGACCCCACGGUGCUGCGCUCGCCCUCGGCGGGGAAGCUGCUGCAGUACACGGUGGAGGACGGCGGCCACCUGGCCGAGGGCAAGGUCUUUGCGGAGAUCGAGGUGAUGAAGAUCGUCAUGACGCUGCCGGUGGCGGAGGCGGGCAGGGUGCACUACAUCAAGCGGCCGGGGGCGCUGCUGGAGCCUGGCUGUGUCAUCGCCCGCCUGGAGCUGGAUGACCCCACCAAAGUCAAGCCUGCACAGCCAUUCCUGGGAGGGCUCCCAGCUGGGCAGACCCUCCCCAUCACCGGGGAGAAGCAGCACCAAGUCCUCCGCAACGUGCUGGACAACCUCACCAACGUCAUGAGCGGCUACUGCCUGCCCGAGCCCUACUUCAGCACCAAGGUGAAGGAGUGGGUGGCACAGCUGAUGGAGACCCUGCGGGACCCCUCCUUGCCCCUCCUGGAGCUGCAGGAGAUCAUGACGAGCAUCUCGGGGAGGAUCCCUCUCCCCGUGGAGAAGUCAAUCAGGAAGGUGAUGGCCCAGUAUGCCAGCAACAUCACCUCGGUCCUCUGCUGCUUCCCCAGCCAGCAGAUCGCCAACGUGCUGGACACCCACGCGGCCACGCUGCAGAGGAAGGCUGAGCGGGAGGUCUUCUUCAUGAACACCCAGAGCCUGGUGCAGCUGGUGCAGAGGUACCGCAGUGGCAUCCGGGGCUACAUGAAGGCCGUGGUGCUGGACCUGCUGAGACGCUACCUGCAAGUGGAGACACAGUUCCAGCAUGCUCACUAUGACAAGUGUGUCAUCAGCCUGCGGGAGAAGUGCAGACCCGACAUGACCCCCGUGCUGGAGAGCAUCUUCUCACAUGCCCAGGUGGCAAAGAAGAACCUUCUGGUGAUCAUGUUAAUUGAGCAGCUCUGCGGCUGUGAGCCCACGCUGACCGAGGAGCUGACGGCCAUCCUGCAGGAGCUGACGCAGCUCAGCAAGACCGAGCACUCCAAGGUGGCGCUGCGAGCCCGGCAGGUGCUCAUUGCUUCCCACCUGCCCUCCUACGAGCUGCGCUACAACCAGGUGGAGUCCAUCUUCCUCUCCGCCAUCGACAUGUACGGACACGAGUACUGCCCCGACAACCUCAAGAAACUGAUCCUCUCGGAGACCACCAUCUUUGACGUGCUUCCUGUCUUCUUCUACCACACCAACCAGGUGGUGCGCAUGGCAGCGCUGGAGGUGUACGUGCGGCGCGGGUACCUCGCCUACGAGCUGAACAGCCUGAAGCACCGGCAGCUCUCCGAUGGCACCUGCCUGGUGGAGUUCCAGUUCAUACUGCCCUCCUCCCACCCAAACAGGAUGUCUGCACCCAUCAGCGUCUCCAACCCCGACCUGGCCCGGCACAGCACCGAGCUCUUCAUGGACAGUGGCUUCUCUCCCCUGAGCCAGCGGAUGGGAGCCAUGGUGGCCUUCAACAGAUUCGAGGACUUCACCAGGAACUUUGAUGAGGUGAUCUCCUGUUUCGCCGACCCACCUUCAGAGGGCACGCUCUUCAGCGAGGCACGAGCCACUGUCUACGAGGAGGAGGACACCAAGAACGUCCGUGAGGAGCCAAUCCACAUCCUCAACAUUGCGCUGCGCUGGGCUGACCACGCAGAGGAUGAGAAGCUGGUGCCCAUCUUCAGAGCCUUUGCCCAGUCCAAGAAGAACAUCCUUGUUGACUGCGGUCUCCGGAGGAUCACCUUUCUCAUUGCUCAGCAGAGAGAGUUCCCAAAGUUUUUCACCUUCAGAGCCAGGGAUGAGUUUGCAGAGGACCGCAUCUACCGGCACCUGGAGCCGGCCCUGGCCUUCCAGCUGGAGCUGAGCCGCAUGUGCAACUUCGACCUGACGGCCAUCCCCUGUGCCAACCACAAGAUGCACCUCUACCUGGGGGCUGCCAAGGUGCAGGCGGGCACCGAGGCCACCGACUACCGCUUCUUCAUCCGCGCCAUCGUGCGCCACUCGGACCUCGUCACCAAGGAGGCUUCCUUCGAGUACCUGCAGAACGAGGGGGAGCGGCUGCUCCUGGAGGCGAUGGAUGAGCUGGAGGUGGCCUUCAACAACACCACUGUCCGCACGGACUGCAACCACAUCUUCCUCAACUUCGUCCCCACGGUCGUCAUGGAUCCCUCCAAGAUCGAGGAGUCGGUGCGCUCCAUGGUGAUGCGGUACGGCAGCCGCCUCUGGAAGCUGCGGGUCCUGCAGGCAGAGGUGAAGAUCAACAUCCGCCUGACCCCCACCUCCACCGCCGUCCCCAUCCGCCUCUUCCUCACCAACGAGUCCGGCUACUACCUGGACAUCAGCCUCUACAAGGAAGUGAGGGACCCCAGCAGCAGCAACAUCAUGUUUCAGUCCUAUGGUGACAAACAAGGGCCACAGCACGGGAUGCUCAUCAACACCCCCUACGUCACCAAGGACCUGCUCCAGGCCAAGCGCUUCCAGGCACAGUCCUUGGGCACCACCUACGUGUACGACUUCCCGGAGAUGUUCAGGCAGGCUCUCUUCAAGCUGUGGGGCUCCUCAGAGCUGUACCCCAAGGACAUCCUGACGUACACUGAGCUGGUGCUGGACUCUCAGGACAACCUGGUGCAGAUGAACAGAGUCCCUGGAGGGAAUGAGGUGGGGAUGGUUGCUUUCAAAAUGAAGCUGAAGACCCCCGAGUAUCCCAAGGGCCGGGCCAUUGUGCUCAUCUGCAAUGACAUCACUCACAAGAUAGGCUCCUUUGGGCCAGAGGAGGACCUGGUCUUCCUGCGGGCCUCAGAGCUGGCCCGGGCUGAGGGCAUCCCCCGCGUCUACAUCUCUGCCAACAGCGGUGCCCGCAUCGGCUUCGCCGAGGAGAUCAAGAACAUGUUCCACGUGGCCUGGGUGGACCCUGAGGACCCCUACAAGGGGUUCAAGUACCUGUACCUGACUCCCCAGGACUACACAAGGAUCAGUGCCUUGAAUUCGGUGCACUGUGAGCAUGUGGAGGAAGGGGGCGAGUCCAGGUACAUCCUCCUGGACAUCAUUGGGAAGGACAAUGGAUUUGGGGUGGAAAACCUGAGAGCUGCUGGGAGCAUUGCUGGGGAGUCUUCUCGGGCUUACGAAGAGAUAGUGACCAUCAGCAUGGUGACCUGCCGUGCCAUCGGGAUCGGGGCGUACCUGGUGAGGCUGGGCCAGCGAGUCAUCCAGGUGGAGAACUCCCACAUCAUCCUCACUGGUGUCACAGCUCUCAAUAAGGUGCUGGGGCGGGAGGUGUACACCUCCAACAGCCAGCUGGGAGGGGUGCAGAUCAUGCACAACAACGGCGUGUCCCACGUCACCGUCCCCGACGACUUCGAGGGCGUCUACACCAUCCUGCAGUGGCUCUCGUACAUCCCCAAGGAUAACUGCAGCCCGGUGCCCAUCAUCCCUAUCCGUGACCCCGUCGACAGAGACAUCGGCUUUGUCCCGUCCAAAGUCCCCUAUGACCCCAGGUGGAUGCUGGCAGGGAGACCACAUCCAACUCUCAAGGGGACCUGGCAGAGUGGCUUCUUUGACCAGGGCAGCUUCCUGGAGAUCAUGAAGCCCUGGGCUCCAACAGUUGUGGUGGGCAGAGCAAGGCUGGGAGGUCUCCCAGUGGGUGUGAUCGCUGUUGAGACCCGGCCCGUGGAGGUGACGAUACCUGCGGACCCUGCCAACCCCGAGUCGGAGGCGAAGGUUCUCCAGCAAGCUGGGCAGGUCUGGUUUCCAGAUUCUGCUUUUAAAACCUCCCAGGUGAUUCGGGACUUCAACCGCGAGCAUCUCCCACUGAUGAUCUUCGCCAACUGGAGAGGCUUCUCCAGUGGCAUGAAAGACAUGUAUGACCAGAUGCUGAAGUUUGGGGCCUUCAUCGUCGACAGCCUGCGGGACUUCAAGCAGCCUGUCCUGGUCUACAUCCCACCGCACGCCGAGCUGCGCGGAGGCUCCUGGGUGGUCAUCGACUCCACCAUCAACCCCCUGCACGUGGAGCUCUAUGCAGACAAGGAGAGCAGGGGAGGCAUUUUGGAACCUGGAGGAACAGUGGAGAUCAAGUUCAGGAAGAAAGAUCUGGUGAAGACCAUGAGAAGGAUCGACAAGACCUGUGCCAAGCUCGCUGAGCAGCUGGGGAGCCCUGAGCUGCCUGUGGAGCAGCGUAAGGAGCUGGAGAAGCAGCUGAAGGCCCGGGAGGACCUCCUCCUGCCCAUGUACUACCAGGUGGCCCUGCGCUUCGCCGACCUGCACGACACCCCGGGCCGCAUGCAGGAGAAAGGAGUCAUCGCGGACAUCCUGGAGUGGCAGAACGCUCGCUCCUUCCUCUACUGGCGGCUGCGGCGGCUGCUGCUGGAGGAGAUGGUGAAGGCAGAGGUCCUGAAGGCCAACAGCGAGCUGAGCCACAUCCACAUCCAGUCCAUGCUGCGGCGCUGGUUCAUGGAGACCGAAGGAGCCGAGAAGGGCUACCUCUGGGAUAACAACCAGGUGGUGGUGGAGUGGCUGGAGAAGCACAUGCAAGAGGAGGAUGGCACCCAGUCGGCUAUCCGGGAGAACAUCAAGUACCUGAAGCGUGACUACCUGCUCAAGCACAUCCGCAGCUUGCUCCAAGCCAACCCCGAGGUGGCUGUGGACUGCAUCGUCCAGAUGGCUCAGCACAUCAGCGGCGCACAGAAGGCCCGGGUGGCACAUCUCCUGACAACAGUGGAUGAGGAUGAUGACGACCCUUCUUGAGCUGGUGGUGUGCAGAGUGAUCACCAUGGGGUAGGAGGGACACCAGGACAUGCUGCAGCUCAGGGGCCAGGCCUCACCUCCUCACCUGGUUCCUCAGCCUUGGACCCUUACUCGUGUGCCUAAACCAAGGAUGCCAGGGUCGGUAAUUGAAGCCGUGAAGAUGGCCUUGCCAUCCUUCCAGAGUUCCCUCUGGUGCUGAAGGUAUUCACCAGAAAAUAAACCUGUCCCAAGCCAAGUCUGGAGCCUGGACCUGGUGCAGAAGUUGGUUUAAAAGAAGCAUCUUUGACUCUGAGUUGCAAUCUGUGGCCUUAGUCUUUACAACAGGCACCA